Molecule: messenger RNA, 1788 nt
Organism: Colletotrichum truncatum
Lineage: Eukaryota; Fungi; Ascomycota; Sordariomycetes; Glomerellales; Glomerellaceae
Product: sugar transporter
Biological process (GO): transmembrane transport
Cellular component (GO): membrane
Molecular function (GO): transmembrane transporter activity
Source: RefSeq, a predicted model, not a curated record
AUGUCUCGGGUAUCUGACAUUGAGGGAGAUGCCAAGGCUAAGCUUGAUGUUCGCCACGUCGAGCACAGCAAUACUGACUACAACAGGAACAUCAAUGCAAAGAUUCGCAACCCGCUCAUUGGGAUCUCCAGGUCAGACCUUCAAGUCCAGGUUGCAGGCUUCUGUCAUGAGUUCGGGUUCGCAGGUCAAGAGGAGGUCUUCUAUCGCGGCGCUCUCGCAGCUCAAAACCCCGAGACUUACGAAUCAAUAGAGGAACUGACCGAAGACGACAAGAAUACUCUCCGUCGUGAAGUCACGCAUAAAUGGCACCUCCCGAAGGAUCUUUAUUACAGCAUAGCUCUCUGCUCCCUUGGUUCCGCCAUUCAGGGUUGGGAUAACACAGGAGCUAAUGGCGCCAAUUUAUCUUUCCCUCAAGAAUUUGGAAUUGAGAACAACCAAGCUCUUGUUGGUGUAAUCAAUGCAGGGCCCACGCUAUUUGGCUUGCUGAGUGCAUGGGCUGCGGAUCCUAUCAAUAAUUACCUUGGCCGCCGAGGCACCAUCUUUCUUACUGGCCUUUUCUGCGUCUUUCCUGUGCUUGCUCAGGCUUUCACUCAGAAUUGGUGGGGUUUGAUGAUCUGCCGACUUUUCAUGGGACUGGGCAUGGGCGUUAAAAUAUCGACUAUUCCUGUGUACUCCGCGGAAGUAGCCCCUGCCACGGUCCGAGGAGGCAUAGUCACGAGCUUUCAGCUGUGGGUGGCGUUUGGCAUUUUGGUUGGAUUCUGUUCCAACUUGAUUUGGUAUCGCAUUGGUGAUCUUGCAUGGCGGUUCCAGCUUGCUGCUGCCUUUGCUCCGGCCAUACCAGUCCUGAUUUUUGUGUGGUCAUGUCCAGAGUCACCGCGAUGGCUUAUGAAAAAGGGCCGAUACCAAGAAUCAUUCAAGUCCUUUUGUCGAAUCCGAAAUACCGAAAUGAUGGCUGCUCGAGACCUGUAUUAUGCUCAUCGACAGGUAAUCGAAGAGCAUAACGCUUUCGGUGGCCAAACUCUCAUGCGCCGGAUGACAGAACUCCUUACUGUUCCUCGCUUGCGCAGGGCAACACUUGCUUCUUCUUGGAUCGUGAUCUCGCAGCAGUUCUCAGGUAUCAAUAUCAUGGCUUUUUACUCGUCGACAAUUUUUCAGCAAGCAGGAUACUCAGCCAAAGAUUGUCUACUAGCGUCAAUGGGCUUCGGGUUAAUCAUGUUCAUCUUCGCUUUCCCGGCGGUUUACAUGAUGGACACUUUCGGUCGCAGAAACCUCUUGCUCAUCACUUUUCCAAACAUGGCUUGGUGCUUGCUAGCAGCUGGGUUGAGUUUCAUGAUGGAUGCACAGUCGAGCGCUAGAGUGCCACUGAUUGCCUUUUUCAUCUAUCUUUUCACGGCCAUGUACGGACCUGGUAUCGGACCUUUGCCAUCAAUUUACUUCUCGGAAGCAUUCCCCUUGUCUCACCGCGAAAUCGGCUCGGCGUUUACCAUUUGCGUCAACAAUGCAAUUGGAAGCGCUCUCACACUGUCGUUCCCCGAACUUUUGCACAGGAUCGGGCCGACCGGGGCGUUCGGCUUUUAUGCAGGCUUAAAUCUGUUUGCUUUCAUCGUGAUUUUCUUCAUUAUUCCAGAGACCAAGCAACGGACACUGGAAGAACUUGACUAUAUCUUUGGGGUCCCCACGCGUAGGCAUGCAGCGUAUCAAAUUCGCACGUGGCUUCCUUGGUUUAUUAGAAGAUAUGUGUUUUUCGAAAAGAGUGCUCAGCUUGAGCCCCUUUACCAUCUGGAGUGA